UGCUUUGUAGUAGAGGAUGACCUUGAAUUUCUGAUCUUCCUACUUCCACCUCCUGAUGCCAAACCACCUGAUGGUGACAGCCUGUGCCUCGUAGGCCUAGCUGCUGGUAUGCCAGGAGAUGCCCAGAGCAGAGCCAGAAGGAGUGCUUUUCCCUUGACCCCCCCGUGUUCCUACGACACUCUUCCCUUCAUGCAGUAGCUCAAGUCCUUGGGCCAUGGUACCUACCAGACUUGUCUUGACAAGGAUUUGCACUGUGUUUGAGGGUGUUUCGAAAUGGGCUCCAUCCACAUGGACUGUCCUCAGGCCCAGCCAGCUUCUUCCUCUGCAAGCAUCAUGCAGAUUGCUCUCUGUGGGCAUCGUAGACCACGCUAAGCACCGGGAGCCUUCAGGGAAGAAGCUCCUGUCAGAGAAGAAACUGAAAAGGCAUUUCGUGGAUCACCGGAGAGUGCUGGUCCGUGGAGGAAAUGGGGGCUCUGGUAUGAGCUGCUUCCACAGUGAGCCCCGCAAGGAGUUUGGAGGCCCUGAUGGUGGGGAUGGAGGAAAUGGUGGACACAUCAUCCUGAGAGUUGACCAGCAAGUCAAGUCCUUGUCCUCAGUCUUGUCCCAGUAUCAGGGUUUCAGUGGAGAAGAUGGUGGCAGUAAAAACUGCUCUGGACGAGGUGGUGCCACCCUCUAUAUCCAGGUCCCUGUGGGUACCUUGGUGAAAGAAGGAGACGAGAUCGUGGCUGACCUAUCUAAUCUGGGAGAUGAGUAUGUGGCUGCUUUUGGGGGUGCAGGAGGAAAAGGCAAUCGUUUCUUCCUGACCAAUGACAACCGUGCCCCUGUAACUUGCACCCCUGGACAACCGGGUCAGGAGCGCAUCCUCUACUUGGAACUCAAGACAAUGGCUCAUGCAGGAAUGGUUGGCUUCCCGAAUGCUGGGAAAUCCUCUCUCCUUCGAGCCAUUUCAAAUGCAAAACCUGCAGUGGCUUCCUACCCGUUCACCACCUUGAACCCUCACGUGGGGAUCGUUCACUAUGAAGGCCACCAACAGGUAGCAGUGGCAGACAUCCCAGGCAUCAUCCGAGGUGCACACCAGAACAAGGGCCUAGGCUUCAGCUUCCUCAGGCAUAUCGAGCGUUGCCGCUUCUUCCUGUUUGUGAUAGAUCUUUCCUUGCCUGAGCCAUGGACUCAGGUUGACGAUUUAAAAUAUGAACUAGAGAAGUAUGAAGAAGGCCUGUCGGAGAGGUCCCACGUGAUCAUUGCAAAUAAGAUCGAUCUCCCGCAGGCCAGAGCCCACCUGCCUCUGCUCCAGGCCCACCUCAGACAGGAGGUCAUAGCCCUGUCGGCACUGACUGGGGAGAACCUGGAGCAGCUGCUUCUACACCUAAAGGAGCUGCAUGAUGCCCACAUAGAGGCCGAGCUGGAGCAGGGCCGCCAGCCUCUCAGGUGGUAGUGGGCACAGGGCUGUGGGCCCCAGGGCCAGUGUGGAACGGAAAGCAAAAGCAACCUUUUUGUAAACUGCAGGCCACUUUGAACUCCUCAGCCUAAGUACUUGCAAACAUGUGAAUGUGUCAGUGUCUUUGUUUUCACACCAAUUUGGGGCACCUUCCUAAAGUGCCCCCUGCCCUCUGGCCCAGAGUGAUGGAAUAUUCUGUACCACCUGGUACCUGAAUUGCUCCCUGUGCUUGGUGUGCCCAUCACCCUUGCUGACUGGCUUGCUGGAGUUGACUCAUUUGUGCUAAUUAACACCUCAUUAGUAGGAGGACAGUGCUGCUGGCUGAAGGUAGCAAGCACUGCUGCCAGGCGGCCUGGGCAAACACAGCGGAGCAGCAGAGCCAUGGCUGGGCUUCUCAUGCAUGGCAGGACUUGUGGCCCUCGGUUUCCUUGUGUGAUUGGGUCUGCCCACAGUCCUGCAGAGCAGCAGGGCCCCACACCAGCCUCUGUGUGGCUGUCUGCUGUGCCAGUAUGUCAGGGAAGCAAGGUGCAGUAGCCAUAUUUUGUUCUCCAGUGCCAGCUGACUGAGAAGAGUAAGGGCCAGCUCCUUCCCUGUUGUUCCCAGAACACUGAGCUCUGUGGGGGCCGAACACCAAGGCAGCCUUGAGCUUCACGACUGAAUGCACCCAAUAUCCGACCAGGCACGCAGCCUCUGGCUGUGCCUCAAGGAUGCGCCAGCCGGUUGUCAACCAAAGAGAUGAGAACCUUAAAUGCUAGCAGUGUUUCUGAUACGUGGCUCAGCUCAGCAGGAUGUGUGGAAGAAUGACCAGAGACCUGUCCCUGAAGCAAGGGACUGCCAGCACUCUGCCCUGCCCUGCCCUGGCCAAGGCUCAGCUCAACACAACUUACCUGAACCUGGGAGGCAGUACCAGCCAUUUUUACCAGGUGGGGCCACUUUGCUCCUCCAGAGUCUGCCCUGUGGAAAGUGACCCCAGGUGGUACGGCUGGGGACCAUAUGUCCCAGAAUAUUCCUCAGGGGAGUUGAUGCCUUAGUGUGGCCCUGAGGGCCCUUCAGAAGUACAGUGAGGAGACAAGUGGAAACGAGGGUUCAUCUCUUGGGGAGACCCCUGCCCUAGAGUAAGGUGGCCAUGCUCUGCAAAUGGACAGGUCCGUCUGUCGGGCGGGGCUGCUGAAACAGCAGGCUGCCCUCAGCUUUCAGAAGCAAUUCCGUUUUGAUCUGCAGCUGGAACACAGGGUCCUUUUCCGGGAAGCUUUAUUCUAAUGUCUUAUAAUUUCAAAGGUCCUGGCGUUCUGGAGGCCAGGGCGGGUCUCGUGUCUAUGGCUUUUCUCUUUCAGACCACUGCAAAGGGUUUUGUAGUCAGGCCAGGCCUGAGAGCAUUAAUUAUCCACCACUGGCUUUCAUCUUUGUGGCCGCUGUGCUCUGGAGACCUCAGAAUGCCUCCCUAGGGCCUGGAGACCUGGGGUGGGCUGGCUCCUCAGAGCUGUCACACAGACUGCUGAGGUCCACCUGGGCCGUGACAGAGUGUCAUCCUCCUGGGGCCACCCCAGGAAGGGUGUUUCUAAAGCCGGCUUCCCUCCCAGCUGGUGUUUUUUGGAAAGAAGAGAAGUUGACUUGGUCUUUCCAUAAAGCCAAAUGGUCUCAUCA
Molecule: messenger RNA, 3082 nt
Organism: Mastomys coucha (southern multimammate mouse)
Lineage: Eukaryota; Metazoa; Chordata; Mammalia; Rodentia; Muridae
Gene: Mtg2
Product: mitochondrial ribosome associated GTPase 2
Exons: 8
Coding region: 215-1435 (406 amino acids)
Cellular component (GO): mitochondrion
Molecular function (GO): GTP binding; GTPase activity; magnesium ion binding
Source: RefSeq, a predicted model, not a curated record